AUGCUGUUCUUGGAAAAGAUGACCGAAACCCUGAAUUCUAUCCGGGAAGCCGUGGCACGUAUAACAAGAUACAAGCCGCUCACGUCAUUUUCGCCGCGGAGCCCGUUGCACGACGGUCAUUCUGGCGAGAACGAGAGUAUCAACGGCUCGCACUACAACGAAGAAUGGUCUGAGAAGGAUGACGGGGGAUCGCAACAUGCACCAAAAAUCAGGUGCACCCGGCUAAAGCUGGCCGGUAAAAUCGCCAUCCCAAUGCUGGCCAUGUUUGGCGCGUUCCAACUGGUGGGCAUGGUGUGGCAGGCGGUGCAGGCCCACAGAGAAACGAGGCACGAGGUGCAAACGGUGCACGACUGCUUCCGCAAAUGCGGGUACACGGCGGCUGAAGCGGUGUCGCGUGGUUGCGUUUUCGAAGAGUUUGACAUGCGAUGGGAGCAUCCGUCAUGCAUCGACCACGAGUUGGCAGAUGAGUAUCGGCGCAUGGGGGCCGAGCCCGAUGGGUCGUGGACGUAUAUGGUAGACGACCACACUGCUACCGAGGGGGUGCCAAUUAACGAACUGCGCCGCCGACCCGUUAAUGCCACCGAACUUAGCAUGUACGUUGGCCCCGGCAAGGUCGCGUACGCUAGCAUGCGCCACCACCUUACGCAUUGUAUAUUUCGGUGGCGCAAGCAGUUCCGCGCGCCGUUUAAAGGCACCCGUUGGCCCAGCGCGCCGGGCUGGGAAGAGAACCACAUUAAACACUGCAUGGACGUAAUCCUCAACAAAAGGGACUUGCCGCUGGAAAAAUUUACAACCAGGGUUGUAUUUGAAUCACCUUAA
Messenger RNA from Pyricularia pennisetigena, 819 nucleotides. RefSeq lists its product as uncharacterized. Lineage: Eukaryota; Fungi; Ascomycota; Sordariomycetes; Magnaporthales; Pyriculariaceae. The record is from RefSeq and is a predicted model, not a curated record. The transcript has a single exon. The coding region runs from base 1 to 819 and encodes 272 amino acids.